UUCAGAAAGAGGAGAUUAUUGCAACAACCUCGAAGCUAGUCCAAACUAGUGGGAGGUUGUCUGCAAAGGAAAUUAAACAGCCACCAAAUUUCUGAAUCAACCAUAAAUACUCGUAUAUAUAUACAGUCAAACCCUAGAUACAUCGAUUGAUCGAUUGGUCGAUAUGGCUCGUGGAAAGGUUCAGAUGAAGAGGAUCGAGAACCCGGUUCACAGGCAGGUUACUUUCUGCAAGCGCCGGGCGGGACUCUUAAAGAAGGCUAAAGAGCUGUCUGUGCUGUGUGAUGCUGAGAUUGGAGUUUUCAUUUUCUCCUCCCAUGGAAAGCUCUUUGAACUAGCCACCAAAGGAAGCAUGCAAGGGCUUAUUGAGAGGUACAUGAAGAUGAAGCCCACCCGAGUGUCUCAUGCUGAACAAACCGUGGAAACACAGACUUUGGAUGCGAAAAAGGAGAUUAACUUGCUGAAACAGGAGAUUGAAAUAUUGCAGAAAGGCCUCAGGUAUAUGUUUGAUGGAGGUGCUGGGACAAUGACUUUGGAUGAACUACAAGUGCUUGAAAAAAAUCUUGAAAUAUGGAUUUAUCACGUCCGCUCGGCAAAGAAAUUAAUUCGAAGACUGAGUCAUCAAAUUUUACAGAUGGACAUUUUGUUCCAAGAGAUCCAGCUGUUGAGGAACUCGGAAGAAGUUCUGACAGCUGCAAAUAAGUAUCUUCAAGAUAAGAUUGAAGAGAACACUGGAGUUACUAACUUUAUACCAAUGGCGACUGACAAUACAUAUCCGCUAACGAUACCAGAUGACAUAUUUGAGUGUUAGAGAAGCAACUAUGCUUUGAGUAAUGGUUUAGUAUUCUUAUUGCCAAGUGUGGUGUAGUUUAAACAAUUUCAUAAAUAAAUGUUAUUAAGAAUCAUCUAGCUAGCUAUGGCUUACAAUACUGCAUGUAUAUUGUUGUAUUGUACAAUAUGGUAUUGCAACUGAAGCGCAUUGUAAGGGAAUUUAAUGAUAUGCAUAAUAUAAUGGUGUGGUUU
This is a messenger RNA of Pyrus x bretschneideri (Chinese white pear), 1020 nucleotides long. Its product is annotated as agamous-like MADS-box protein AGL12. NCBI's taxonomy places the organism in Eukaryota, Viridiplantae, Streptophyta, Magnoliopsida, Rosales, Rosaceae. Gene Ontology annotation, cellular component: nucleus. Gene Ontology annotation, biological process: positive regulation of transcription by RNA polymerase II. The record is from RefSeq and is a predicted model, not a curated record. The transcript has 7 exons. The coding region runs from base 164 to 808 and encodes 214 amino acids. Gene Ontology annotation, molecular function: DNA-binding transcription factor activity, RNA polymerase II-specific; RNA polymerase II cis-regulatory region sequence-specific DNA binding; protein dimerization activity.